Molecule: messenger RNA, 1791 nt
Organism: Penicillium malachiteum
Lineage: Eukaryota; Fungi; Ascomycota; Eurotiomycetes; Eurotiales; Aspergillaceae
Product: Alpha/Beta hydrolase protein
Exons: 6
Coding region: 1-1791 (596 amino acids)
Molecular function (GO): dipeptidyl-peptidase activity
Source: RefSeq, a predicted model, not a curated record
AUGUCUGUGCGAGACACCACCGCCCAUCAUGAUCCGGACACAGCCUAUACGCCCCUCCAACAUCCCGAUGAACAUCCAGCCUUCCACUAUAAAGGGUUUCACCCGGGCAAAAUCAUAAGGCUUCCAAAAGGCCAUGUCAAAGAGGCGGGGUUUCAGGCAUUUCUCCUUGAUGUUAUCUGGGAGGUUGACCAGGCUAUCCCGAUGCGGGACGGAGUCACUAUCUAUGCUGAUGUAUUUCGGCCAGCGAGUGAGAUUGAAAAGGUCCCAGCGAUUAUCCCAUGGAGCCCGUAUGGUAAAGCUGGAACUAGUGCAAUUGACUAUGACACGAUGGGACCAUGGAGAAUUGGCAUUCCGUACCAACGUCUGAGUGGAUAUGAGACAUUUGAAGGCCCAAACCCGGCUGAAUGGUGCUCUAGGGGCUACGCAAUUGUUGAUAUCGAUGCACGCGGUGCAGGCAACUCCGAAGGUGAUCUAGCCUUCUGGGGCAAACAAGAGGCAAUCGACAUCUACGAUUCAAUUACUUGGGCAGCAAAACAGCCCUGGUGCAAUGGAUCUGUCGUCAUGAUGGGGAACUCAUGGCUUGCUGUAUCACAGCUCAACUUCGCAUCGCGAUUCGCUCAUCCUAACCUGAAGGCAAUAGCUCCUUGGGAAGGAUUGACAGACCUCUACGCCCAUCAGAUGUGCAGGGGAGGCAUCCCUAAGAGCGAUUUCGGAAAAAUGAUUCUUGGUGGACUCGCAGGUUUUGGGAAAGCAGAAAAUGUUGGUUUAAUGCUUGACGCCCGCCCACUAGUUGACGAAUAUUGGAUGGACAAGAAAGUGAAUGUGGAGCGCAUUCGUGAUGUACCAAUGUAUCUCACAGCCUCAUACUCGACCGGUCUACAUUGCGAAGGCUCUUUCCACGCUUUUGAGCGUUCACAGACCUCUCAAAAAUGGCUGCGAGUGCAUUCAACACAAGAAUGGCAUGAUAUCUACAAACCUGAAGCAAUGGACGAUCUACAAAGGUUCUACGAUUAUUUUGCGAAGGGUAUUGAAAACGGCUGGGAGAAAGACACCCCUCGUGUUCGCCUGAGCUUGCUCGGGUAUGACGGCAGUUCUGCUAGAACCGUCGUUGAGCGUCCUGAGGACCAAUGGCCCUUGGCUCGUCAAUGUACCACUCGGUACUAUCUCAAUGCCGCAAACAGCUCUCUUGAAGCAACAAAACCUAGCCGUGUUGCUACCGCAACUCAUGAAGGUCACUCGCUGACCGCAUGCUCGGAUUUCAAAUUGAUUUUCGAUAAAUACACUGAAGUUUGUGGACGCCCAUUUGUGAAACUGUUCAUGUCUUGUUCCAGCAAGGAUGAUUUUGAUGUUGUGAUUCAACUCCGGAAGAUCUCUUCCUCUGGGGAACUGCUUGAGUCUCUGAAUUGGUCACCCAUGUGCAAGCCCCGGCCACAGGUACCAAACGUAAACGUAGCAAAACAUCUCGGCCAGCAGGGCAUGCUACGAGCCUCGCACCAUGUCAGUCUAGGGCCCCGUGAAAACGAAGAGCAAAUUCCAGUAUAUGACCACCGAACCCGGCAACCAAUCACUCCUGGGUCUGUUGUUCCCCUUCUUAUCGCAAUUUGGCCAGUGGGAAUGGUCUUCGAGGCUGGAGAGGGGCUUAUUCUCAGGGUCUCUGGCCACGACAUGUCCCUGCCCGAGGUGGAAUCAAUGGCUUUGACUUCUCCCGCUGAUGAUAAUAUCGGGCACCACAACGUGUGGACUGGCGGUAACCAUCAAAGUUACCUUGUCCUUCCGACGAUUACCAAAUAG